Cannabis sativa is the source of this 972-nucleotide messenger RNA. RefSeq names its product pathogenesis-related protein PR-1. The transcript has a single exon. The record is from RefSeq and is a predicted model, not a curated record. Gene Ontology annotation, cellular component: extracellular region. Bases 350 to 904 code for a protein of 184 amino acids. NCBI's taxonomy places the organism in Eukaryota, Viridiplantae, Streptophyta, Magnoliopsida, Rosales, Cannabaceae.
AAAUUGGGUCAUAAUCUAAGGUGCAAAUGAUUGAAAGUAGUUGUGGAAGUUGAAUAAAUGAAACUUAUACACCUUCACUUUUAUUUUUAUUGUUAUUAUUAUAUAGUUCACUUCUAUUUGGACCGACUCUUCACAUUCCAUAACAUGUUCUACACCUCAACUUUAUGAAAAGCUAUGGCCCUCAACAUGUGAAACGAUUCCACAACACUAAACACUCUAGUCUUCACUCUCAUCUUACUAUGUAUAAAAAGACCCAAACUAAACACUUGGGUAUUAUAUAUCAACUCCCAAUUAAGUUAUAUUUUUUCUUUCUUUCUUUCUCUCUCUCUCUCUCUUCUUCAUCAUCAAUAUGAUCAAGAAAACCUUCUUAUCCUCACUUGGGUUAACAAUCUUUCUCCCAUUUUCUUUGCUAUUUUCUCUCACUUUCUCACUCUCAACUCACAACAUUGAAUCUAUUAGUCAUCAACUAACCACAACCUCGUACACCUAUACUACAAUUGACCAAUUUUUGACUCCACACAACAUUUUGAGAUCCAAGCUAGGACUCCCUCCACUCAGAUGGAGCAAAACGCUUGCGAAUUACGCCUAUUGGUGGGCCAACCAGCGACGUGGCGAUUGCUCGUUGGUCCACUCGGGAGGUGAUUAUGGUGAGAACUUAUUUUGGGGAAGUGGGAAAAAUUGGAGUCCAGGUGAUGCAGUGGCAGAUUGGGGUGAUGAAAGAAGGUAUUAUGAUUAUCACUCUAAUUCCUGUAUUGAUAACCAAGAGUGCCUUCACUAUACUCAGAUGGUUUGGAGGCAUACUACCAAGGUUGGUUGUGCUAAAGUCACUUGUUGGAAUGGAGACAUAUUCAUCUCUUGCAAUUAUGAUCCACAUGGAAAUGUCAUUGGCCAAAGACCCUUUUGAAAUAUAUGUGUGUAAAAUAUCAUAAAUUGAUCAUACAAUCCAUGUUUAUGGUGGUGUGGUGCUAAAUA